AUGGUUUCUAUAUGGAAACUUCUAACGAUUUCCUUAGCUUUGCAUUUUGUGGAGGCUAAUUUUACUAAGGUUUCCAAAGGAAAUGUUUUACUAUCUAGGCGGAGGAGGUAUCUGAAUUUCCCUGUGGGCAGUAAUUUUAUAAUAACUUUAUCUCAUAUAAAGUUCCUUCUUCAAGUACAGCCUCGGGGAUGGGCUAUUUUAUUAGAGGCUGAUGUGCCAUUCCCUCUCCCUACCGACAUCAAAAAGCUUAAAAAAGGGAAAAAAGCAAAACGAAACAUUGACAAGGAUGACUUCUUGAAUCAAGUGAAAAACGUGUUGACAGGGGUUGGCUUGAACGGAGACAUAUGCAUUAGAAAAAUAAUGUGUGCGAUCCUACAGCACAAAAAGACCAAAGAAAAAUCUUUAGUAAAAGACCUGCUGUAUGCGGCAUUCAUAUAUCCCGAGGAUGGCUUUGGUAUCCAACGAGACGAAUGUAAUGUUAGCUUUGUGCAGUGUUCAGUGCCCCUGUUAGAAUACCUAAUGGGAAAUGUAUAUCUGCAAUCAAAGAAAUUGUAUUUAUAAAUAGCUUAGCGCCUCUACUAUCUCUUGAAAUAUAUUUUUCCUGGAUAUACCUGUAUGUUACAAUAAUCAUGCUAUAUUUUUAAAUAAUAUUGAAAAAGA
This is a messenger RNA of Anoplophora glabripennis (Asian longhorned beetle), 660 nucleotides long. RefSeq lists its product as uncharacterized. The record is from RefSeq and is a predicted model, not a curated record. Lineage: Eukaryota; Metazoa; Arthropoda; Insecta; Coleoptera; Cerambycidae. The coding region runs from base 1 to 561 and encodes 186 amino acids. The transcript is spliced from 4 exons.